CGAAACCGUAUGCUAGGUGCAUCAAUUGUAUUAAAUGGGAAAGAAGAAAAGGCCAACAACCUGUUAAUGUCCUACAAACUGCAGGAGCUCGAUGUGGCUUACCAUAAUCCGGAAAAUUUCGCACCGAGGUGGCACAUUCCAGUUACGAUUUAUGCAGUACCCAGACGCGAAGUGCAAAUGGACACUCAUCAGCACUUUAAGGGGAAUAGAUGCGAAUUUUGAUGAGUGGUUGCGUUCACAAUUUACAAUGUACCACGAGAAUGAUAUCGACAUAUACAAAAACAAGACCCAAAUUUGGUUGGUGUUUGAGAAAACUUUUUCGGCUAUUAAGGGGUUGGUAACUUACAGACCCAUUUUUGAAGAAUAUUUUUACGAAGUCCUCAGGCUACUUUUUGAGGAUAACGUAAUGUAUUUAGAAUUUCGAAGUACACUACCUGAAAUGUACGAGCUUAACGGAUCUACGUACAAAUCGGAGGAUACGGUGCGAUUUUACGAUGAUGUCAUUGAAAAAUUCAAGCGUACGCAUCCAAAAUUUGUGGGCGCACGCCUUAUUUACGCCCCUGAUCGAGACAACAAUAAUCAAACAUUUAACAAUAUCGCCUCUAUCCUCCUCAAUGUGAAGGUCGGCCACCCAAAGAUUUUGGCGGGCUUUGAUUUGGUCGGCCAGGAAGAUCUUGGAGCGCCUCUACUGUCAUACUUGUGGGAGGUGAAGAGGAUUGCAAAGUUAGGUAUCGACGUCUAUUUUCACGCCGGUGAGACAAACUGGUAUCAAAGUAACAGCGAUUAUAAUGUAAUUGACGCCAUUCUGUUGGGCUCGAAGCGUAUCGGUCACGCGUUGGGCUUAAUCAAGCAUCCGGUUGCAUUGGAAAUGAUCAAGGAAAGAAAUAUCGCCAUUGAAGUAUGCCCAAUCUCGAACCAAAUGCUUUUGUACGUCGACGAUCUGCGGAAUCAUCCGGCGUCAUUUCUAAUUGCGAAUGGAUUUCCAAUUGUAAUAAGCUACGAUGAUCCCAGCCUUUGGAACGUUACGGGAUUAAGUUAUGAUUUCUACAUUACAUUUAUGGCAAUAGCCGGAAGAACGGCCGAUUUGAGAUUAUUAAAGCAGUUGUCGAUUAACUCGAUACUGUACAGUUCAUUAACGGGUGACGAGAAGAAGUUGGCAUUACAGUCGUGGGAGACAGACUGGGGCAUUUUUAUUGAAAACAUCCACUCAGUGAUAGUGUAGAGAUGACAUUGGAUGAAUACCUUUGUUCCUAUUGUGGCUGUGAAAUUCGUGUGUCAUCCAUUUAUGUAAUAAAAUGGCAAUGUGUGAAUAAAUGAAAGGCCUGUACUUUGUUAGUAACGCA
This is a messenger RNA of Photinus pyralis (common eastern firefly), 1343 nucleotides long. RefSeq names its product adenosine deaminase 2-like. The transcript has 2 exons. Gene Ontology annotation, molecular function: adenosine deaminase activity. Gene Ontology annotation, biological process: adenosine catabolic process; inosine biosynthetic process. NCBI's taxonomy places the organism in Eukaryota, Metazoa, Arthropoda, Insecta, Coleoptera, Lampyridae. Bases 92 to 1222 code for a protein of 376 amino acids. The record is from RefSeq and is a predicted model, not a curated record.